This is a messenger RNA of Linum tenue, 1110 nucleotides long. The record is from the annotation of a GenBank genome assembly. NCBI's taxonomy places the organism in Eukaryota, Viridiplantae, Streptophyta, Magnoliopsida, Malpighiales, Linaceae.
AUGAACGAUACUCCCAACGGCGGAGCUCCGGACAGAGCCGAGGCGGAACGCCUCCUCGGAGUCGCCGGGAAGCUCCUCCAGUCGCGCGAUUUCACCGGGAGCAAGGAUUUCGCCGUCCUAGCUCAGGAGACCGAUCCCCUCCUCGACGGCUCCGAUCAGAUCUUGGCCAUCGCCGACGUCCUCCUCUCUUCCGACAAGAAGAUCAGCGACGACCACCACCACGACUGGUACUCAAUUCUCCAGCUGGAUCCCGCCGCCGACUUCGACCUCAUCAAGAAGCAGUACCGCCGCCUCGCCCUCCUCCUCCACCCGGACAAGAACAAAUUCCCCUUCGCCGAUCACGCCUUCAAGCUCGUCGCCGACGCGUGGGCCGUCCUCUCCGAUUCCUCCAAGAAAUCCCCCUUCGAUCGCGACUUCUUCAGCCUGUACACCAAGGUCGAUUUGUCCAGCGCCGGCGACAAAAUGCCCGUCCGGAGGAGCCAGCGGUCGUCUAGCAAGAACAAUCAUCCAGGUGACAGUAACAAUAACAACAGCGCUCCAACUGCCGUCAAUUCCAAUAGUAAUAGUAGCUCCGGGGACAUGAAUCAUAGUAGCAGUCGGAGGUCGAGCAGAAUGGCCUCGUUUUGGACGCUUUGCCCCUACUGUUACAUAAUGUACGAGUACCCUAGGGUUUAUGAGGAUUGCUGUUUGAGAUGCCAGAAAUGCGAGAGAGCUUUCCACGCUGCUUUGAUACAUUCCUUGCCGCCUAUGGUGCCGGGCAAGGAGUCGUAUUACUGCUCGUGGGGGGUUUUCCCUCUGGGAUUUAUGCUUGGAAAUGGAGACAAAACUUCUGCUUCGGAUGCUGCUGCUGCUGCUUCUGGUUCUGCAUUUGUUAAUUGGAUGCCACCAAUGUUCGGCGGAGGAGGGCAGCAGCAGUUUAGUGAUAGAAAUGGUGCCCCUCCUCCUCCUCCUCCGCCGCCAGCUGCUGCUGCUACCACAUUUCCAGUGGUAACACCUGCUGUGCCACAGUCGACAGUGUCGCCAUCCCUGCCCGUGCAAGGGAGUUCAUCUGGAGUGGCACCAAGGAAACGAGGCAGGCCGAGAAAAAAUCCGCUGCCAGGGCAAACGUAA